This is a messenger RNA of Cinara cedri, 8324 nucleotides long. The record is from the annotation of a GenBank genome assembly. NCBI's taxonomy places the organism in Eukaryota, Metazoa, Arthropoda, Insecta, Hemiptera, Aphididae.
UUACUUCUUUUUGGGAUCUUUUAAUCCAGCUCCAGCGUUAAAUUUGAAAAAUAUAAUAUCUCCAUCUUCAACAACAUAGUUUCGUCCUUGUUGGCGAUAUUUCCCUGCCGCCUAAAUGUAAGGUUAUUUAAAUAUUAAUGUAAAUAAUGGAUCAAACAUUUUAAAUCAAAUAUAUUUUUUAAUUACCUUGCAAGCAGCUUCAGUUCCUUCAUUUUUGAAAUCUUCAAAUUUCAUUACUUCUGCCAUGAUAAAUCCUUUCUCGAAAUCUGUGUGAAUUCUUCCAGCGGCUUGGGGUGCUUUAAAACCUUUCUUUAGAUAAUAAAAAACAAUAAAAUAAUUAGAAAUGUAAGUAAAAUACUAAGAACACAUGUUAUAUUCUAAUUUCUUAAAAUUUUAAGGUAUCUGUCAACCUUCAAAAUAAUUGUUUAGUAUAAAUAUGAAAAUAGUCCACUUGUGUAUUUUGCUUAUGUAUUAUACGUUUGUUUUAAUGUCAGUGUUGAUAUCACAAAUGUGAAAAGUAAAUCAAAGAAACGCCUUAUUUUUAAUAUAGAAAUUAUCCCCCAUUUAUGAACGCUUGAAUUUGUUUAAGUCUCGCCAAAUAAAAUAAAUAACACCAAGUACUUACAUAAUAAAAUAAUAAGAUUGAAAGACAAUCAGAUAAUAUAGUCAUAAAAUACAUUUAGAUGGUAGUUAGUUUAUUUGGAGUUAAAAAAAUAUAAUCAAUUUACUUGUAUUGUCCAAGCUUUAACUUCAUCGUGUCCAGCAGUGAAAAAAUACUGCAACUGCAAUGCUUUAUAACCUUGUACGAUGAUCUUGUCCAGAGCACUGUAGUAUUAAAUAAGACAAUUAUCUACUUCUAACAUGAAAUUGAUGAACAACUAACCUAGUAGCUUGAACUUCUUCUAAGUAUUUUUGACGUUCUGGUUCUUCCAUUUCAAUAAUUUUAUUCUCAAAUACCCCACUAAAUGGGAUAAUUAUUGCACCAGGGUCAUUUUUAUCAACCCAUUCUUUAAUUUUUAUCAACCAUUUGUUCUUUUUUCGAAUAUAAUCUUUUUCCGAUAGAUUUACCAAAUAAAUAACUGGCUUUGUUGUUAUGAACAUGUGUUUGUUGAGAAAUUCUAUCUGAAAGUAAUUAAUAAUUAUCUUAAUAAUAACUUAUAAAAGUUAUUUUAAUUGACAAACAAAUUAUUGGGCUUACAUCAAGAGCACUCCAAUCACUAAAUCUUAAAUGUUUCUUUUCAUCAACUAAAACUGUUUUGAUUUUUAGAAAAGUGUCCUGCAAAUUAUUACAAUUAUAAUGUUACAUAAAUAUUGCAUACAGUUUCGAUGGCAACAAAAUAUACAUAUUCAGGUUUGAGCUUUUUAUCUCCUCCACGUAUGGCCAACUUUUCAAGUUUUUCCAAAUUUGUAUUAAAAUAUUCCUCAUCUUUCAAACGGAGCUCCUCAUUGAUCACUUCCAUAUCUUUGAUAGGAUUAACUUCACCCUCAACGUGAAUAACAUCCGCAGAUUCAAAUGCACCUAAUUAACAUAAAAUAAUUAAUGAUAAUAUUUAGAUUAAAAAGAAUUACAAUUUCGAGACUUACAACUAUAAAUAAAAGAUAUUUAAUAAAUUUAAGGACAAAUAUAUAAUUUUAAUUAUUAUUGAUUGCUAUUAUUUUUAUAAUUAUUAUAUAAUAUAUUAUAAUAAAAUACAUAUAUGAAUAAUUAUUUUUGUUUUUAUAAAGUCAAAAAAAUUCAUCAAUAUUAAUAAUUUACAACACGGAUAUAAAGUUUUAAAACUCGAACUAUCUAAUAAAUAAACUUUUUAUAAAAAUAAACUUGUGAAAUAUAUAAUAACUUUCCUUUUUUUUUACGUGUUACUUUUUGUCUUUUUAUAUGGGCCAGAGAUAGAUCUCCAGAUCCAGUUGUUUUCCCAGUCUAAAAAUAUUCAAUAUUUUUUUUAUAAUACCACACCCUGUAUGUUUAUUCACAAUUUAUAAUUGCCACCUGUUUGCGAACAAACAAGAACAUAAUAUUAUGACGUACUUAUUUAAAUUAUUUUUUUAUUUAUUAUACAAAAUAUUAUAUUCCAAUUAAUACAUUUAAAAAAAAAUUAAAAAAUAAUGAUAAUAAAAAAAAUAGAUUUAAUUUAAAAUUAACCUUAAUCUAAUCUAACUUAGAAAAAUAUAAUAAUAUAUAAUGAAAAAUGUUUUAAUUUAAUAUUAUAAUUAUGUUAGUAAGUUAGGGUCAUUUAUAUCGCCCCAUUAGUAAAUCUUAUUAUGAUAGAUAAAAACUUAUCAUGAAUAAAAUCUCGAUAAAACCUUUAAAAACCUUUAUAGAUCAAACAAUGAAGUUUAAUAGAUUUUACAAAUACAGGGUGUAGUUAUAAACUGUAUAAAAAUUAUACUUACAAAAUAGUAUUGUAAAAAUAAUAAUAAUUAAAUACCAAUUAUUUUUUAGAUCGGGGAAAUAUGUUACGGGGAUGUGACCUGUGACCUGCAUUAUCUCUGCCUAACUUAAAUAGUUGUGGUUUUUAUGUCAAGUUUAGAGUUUUUAACCCUCAAUAUUGAAUUUAAAAGGCCAAUAUAAGAAAAUGACAGAGCCUUUUUUAAAAAUUUGAAUUUAUAAAAUACAUCUUAAGCUGUUUAAGAAAGAAAAUGAUGAACCAUUAUCACUUGUGAUUAUUGGACGAGAUUUUGCAAUAAGGCUUAUUAUUAUUAUGUAUAGGAAUAUUCUCUGUAUAGGCAUGAGAAUGAAAAUGUAAUUAAAUCUACAGAAUUGUACUCCUCAACAGGCUAUUUUCAGUAUAUCAGAAGGAAGACUAAGCAUUGCAAUAAUGUUUGAUAAUAAUAAUUUAUUUUCACUAUUAAUAGAACUUAUACUCACGACAUAAAUGGAAUAGAGCAUCACAUGCUUUUAUGUGGGAUAAAAAUGCGUUUCCUAGACCUUGUCCUUCCGCGGCUCCUUUUACCAAACCAGCAAUGUCUACAAUGUUCAAAAAUGCUGGGACUUUACUGAAAAAGAAAACCUUACAUUAAUAUCUUCUUCACAUAUAAUAUACACAAGUGGAUUUGAUCUACCUCUUACUCAGCUUUUAUUUACAUUUCUAAUUUGUCUAAUUUUUCAAUUAUUACAUAGUUUUUCUUCUUUUCUGAACGUACUAUCAUAAUUAAUUCUCAUUUAUUUUUCCCGUUGAACACGUUAAUUCUUGUGUUAACAUUCCUAAUGCUAUUCAAUAGGACCACAUUAAACAUUCACCUUAAUACUCUCAAUUCUGCUGACCAAUUUGUGUAUCUUCUCUUUUAAUUUGUAUCUAAGUAUGCGUAUAAAUGUAGUUGCAUAUCGUAAAUCAAGUACCUAUAUUAAGCUGUUGAGACUUGCGUAAUAUCUUAUCAAUAUUUGAAUUAUCUUUUUUUUAAAUGAAUAUUAGGUACGUUUUUAAUUUCUACUUUAUAUUUAUUUAAUACAUCACAACUUUACAGCACAGUCACUCUGUCCAGUAAGACCGUAUGCAAUAUAAAUUGAGCGGUGGAACAUUAUCUUAUGAAUAUUAAUUUUUUUUUAAACAGAAAAUAAAAAGAAAAAAAAAGUUUUAUAACGUGUAACAAUUAUUUUUAAAACUGACCAACAAAUUAUUGUUAGGUAUACUGGAUAUUUUUUCCCAUACAAAUCACCGAUGACUGUGGAAGCAGUUAAUAUGGAGUGAGAGGAAAAAGUGAUCUAUACAAUAGUUUACAAUAGUUAGAAAAAAAAACAUAUUGGACGCCCCGCGGCCCUUAGUACCUACCUAACCUGAAAAAUCUUUAUAGGUAUAGAAAAAAACGGGACCCGGCGCUUAUAUUAUUAAACGCGUAUUAAUUAUACGGAGGAAAAAAAAUUAGAUCUUUUUAAUCUUAAAACCGAAAUCCCGCGGUCGAGUUUAAUCAGUAGGACGUAAUAUUAUUAGGUAGGUAGGUAGGUUACCUAAAUAAAUUACACGAAAUGAAAUCACACAGCCGCCUGCCGGGACCGAGAGUUGAUUGGAUUUUCGUUCCUCUGGAAUUACACACACGUCCGCUACCACGCGAGAUUUAUCGAUAGAUCACACCCUGUAUACCGGCGAAAUGAAAGAGCCAGUUUUUUUACAAUAAGAACAAAAUUUCCGUCGUAAUUAUAUUUCGGCGUCGCUGGGACCUAUUUUGUCCCGAGGCUAGUAAUGGGGGUUCGGUUAUUUUCGUUUUUUUAUUCGCUCGCGGGCAUUUCACUAGAUAGGGUUAAGUCCAUAAAACAACACAAAAGUAUUUUAUUAGUCCGACGAUACUUUGGCAACACAUGUGGUUAGGUUAGCCCUCCCCGGGAUAGUAAUUGCGCGUAAUUGUCAGCGGCUACUGGUUAAAUUGGGAAAUUGUAAUUAUUUUAAACCAACGACGAUGAAAAACUGCGAUUUUUUCCCUGCCACUUUUAGAUUCCGAGCAAAAAUAUAUUGGCUUUACUAUGUGUACAUUUUUUCUGUCUAAAAACAAUUUUUAUACUAGAAACCCAUCUUCAAUAAUAAACUUUGGUGUCUUAAUGGUGAUGGUUUCUACUAAAAAAUGUUGUUUGGUUAGUGUAAUGAGGUUAUUUUUAAAUUUUCUUUGUAGUAUUCUUAAUAAUGGGGAAAACCUAAGAAAAACGCCGGGAAAACUUGAAUAUUUACACAAUAACUGUUUCUGUUAUGUGAUUUUUUUUUUUUUUUUUUGUAAUUCAGUUGGUGAUACAAUUAGAGGGCGUAGUAUCCUCUUUAAGUUCCCCACAAUGCAGAGAUAGAGCCCUAUAGAAAAUAUUUAUUUAAUAUUAUGGUAGGGCUCAAUCCUCUCCUUCCUCAAGAGUUCAUGAGAUGAUAUUGAAUUCAGUGAUAAUAAUCAUACAAAUUUGACCAUAUACUUAUAUAUUAUGUACUCUCGUAACUAGACGUUUCCAGACAUAGUACAAUUUUUUAAAACACUCUGGCAAUUAUUCAGUUAUUUAUCACUAUUUGAAAUACUUUAAUUGUAUUAGGUUUUUAUUUAGUUUUAUGUAAUUAAAAUUGUUUUGGUGCAGUGGAAAUAUUCGAAAAUUAAACACAAGGUUUAUCAAGAGUUGCAAGUAGUUGUAAAACAAAAAGUUGAACAUAAAUGCAGUAUUUUUUUCAUACUUGUAAAGUUCAUAUUUUAAAAUGCAUUUUUGUUAAGUCUGAAAAUAUAUACCUCUACUGCCCCAUAUUUUUCACUUAAAACAAAUAGUAAAAGCACUAAGUUGAAGAUAACAGAUAAUAUUGUUAUACAAAAUUAAUUUUUUUUUUUGGUGAAAAGAAAUUCUAUUUAAUAACGCUACACCAGAAUUCGUAAAAAGGUUAGUUACCUAAAUACAUUCUCAUAUAGUUAUGUCAAAUAUCAAUAGGCAGAAUAUAAUUUAAUGAAAAUAUAUCAGUUGUCAUAGAUAUCAUAUGUCAAGCCCACGAUACAUUUUUAUUUGAGUACCUACUUAAUUGUUAGUGAUAUUGCGUACUCUGAUUUUUACGAUCAAACUGAAAUUUAAUCAAUUUUUUUUUUUAUAUUUACAAACCCGAAGAGAAUACAACUAUUCAAAUAUUAUUUAAAUAAUAUUACAUUAACCAAAAACCUAUUUGGACCCAAGUUGAUACGUCCAUUUACUAACACCUUUAAAUUACCUAGUACUCUAAAAAUAAAUUUUAUUGAAAUACUUGUAACAAAAGUGGUUUAAUUUUUAAUUUUUCAAAUUAUUUGCAAUUUCUGUUUAAUUUUUGAACAAUUUAGAACAUUAGCAAUAAAGUACAAAAAUUAAAUACAUAGUAUAGUGACACAUUAAUAUUAGUUUUUUUUUUUUUGUUUAUCUGUGAAUUCAAAAAUUAUCAGUAUUCCAAAUUUUUAUGUUUUCACAUAUUCUGAUUUGAGUACCUAUAAUAUGCAAUCUGUGAGAGUUAAAAUAUGGACAAUUUGUUCAACAAGAAGUUGAAAUUUUUUCGUUUUGCUUAUUUUAGAAUAUUUCAUGAAUUAGAAAACUUUUAAACCCUUGAUUUUUGUUAUUAAUUAUUAUUCUAAUUAGUAAUUAAAUAAAAACCCAAAAACUGAUAGAAUAUUUUGAAAAUGAUAUCAUAGCUUCUUUUUAUAAAGUAAUAUUAGUAUAUAAAGUAUUUUAAGUAUUUGGAGAAUAUUUUUGCACUAAAUAAUUAUUUUCCAUUGAAUUAAAAUAAACAAAAGCAAAAUUAAUACAUUGUUAUUGUGUAAAUAUUAUUAAGUAAGUACCAUAACUAUAAGGGAGACACAAAAUGACCUUUUCAAUGUAUUAAUCGGAUCAAAUUUUCUACCAACUAUAAACUACUUCUGGUGGUGACUGUUAAAGUGAAAUUUCUGGUUAAAGAUUUGAUUACAGACAGAAAAAAAACAAUACAAAAUUCUAAAUUUAUUUACAUUCUAAUAAUAAAAUGUUGUUAGGUACAGACUUCCGUUUAAAGUGUUGCCAAUAAGUAACUGCUUUCUAAAGUAACUAUUGUAACUACGGCAAUUUUUAAGUUUUUACAGAAAUAUGAAAUAUUAUAAAAUUUAUUUACAGAUGUUUGAAAUAAAUAUAGAAAUAAGAUAUAUAUUUUUUUCACAUAUUAAUAAAAAUAUUUGCAUGCUUUCAAAGUAGGUAUAUACCAAGUGGCGUUUUUAGGGUUGUCUUUUUAAUUCACCACCUUGUUCACCUCAUCCCUCCUAAAAUUAUUUAUAAAAUAUAUUUGAAUAUACAAUUUAUUAUAAAAAAAACAUAUAUUAUUAAUGAAAGUAAAAUUUUACUUAAUAUCUUGUUUUGCAAUUUAUAAAUUAAUUAUACAUUUUUUCUUUCUCAGCAAAUGCAUCAAUUAAAUCAUCAAAAUUUAAAUUUGACUAUAAAUCUGCUUAAAUAAUCAAUAUUGUCAAACUAUUGAGUAAUUCAGCAUCCAUAAUACCUACAGUACUCACACAUUGCGUAUAUGUGUACUUAUGAUAUGUUGCUAUUCAAUUUUGAGAGGCCAGGCGCGAUUGUUUAACUUAAAAUUAUAAUUUUUCUACUUAACAAAUUAGUAAAAUUAGAUUUCAUCAAAUGAAAAUUCAUGUUUUGUGAUUUUGUUAAAAAGAAUACAAUUUACAGCCGUUUUCCAGAUCUGUACCUAAAUACGUCUCUGUACUAACGUCACGUCCAAAGUAUUUUUAAUAGAAUAAUUUAAAUGCAUCUGUAAUCUACAAAUCAUGGUCUUGAGACUUGGAGUAAGCACUGAGAAAUGUAUAAUACAGCCUUAUAGCUCACUUCACAUAGUUUUUGAUUAUUAAUAAAUAGUAGUUACUAACCUGGGUGGUUUGAAAUAUUCACAUAAAUAAUCAAAUCGUGAAUCAGGUACUGGUACCCGACUUGCUGAAAGAAAAAAAAACCCAUCAUUAAUUUAUUAAAUUACUGAAAUAUGUUAUUCAAUGUACCAGUGGUGUAAGGGAAAGGAACUUGGUGUCAAAUUCCCCAUUGGCUUUUCUUUUACAUAGUUUUUAAAUUAUAUACACUAUACUGCAAUAGAUGUACUAGGUACUAGAUAUAUGCAUUUUUUUUUACAUUUAAAGUAGGUACCUAUUAUAUACUUUACUCAUAGAGACUACUAUGCCAGUUCACAAUGUUCUAUAGGUACUUUAAAGAGAUUCAAACUACUUGUGAAUUAUGGUGUCAGAGAUAUGUUCAUGAUUAAAAGAUAUGAUACUAUACAAACAUUACUUACUUAAUAACUAAAUAUUUUGUUCAGUAGAAUCAAUUAUAUAAAUUGCCUAUGCUGGAAGUACAAAGAAAUGUAAGGAUAGAUUAGAGUAUAUACUCGGGAAUAAAAUGUUUUGAAGCUAAGAAGAGUAGAUCUGUUAUUGUAAUUUGCAUAAUUGGUUUGUUCUUAAUAUCUAUAAUUCUACCAAUCAAUUACCUAUUAAUUAUCUUGUUUAAACGUAAGACAAUAUUAUAGGUAGUAUUACCUUUUUAUUUUCUAAACCCUAAAAAUAGGUUAUAGCCAAUAAGCACAUAGUCCCUUUAUAUAGGUAUGAUUUUCAAAAAUUGUCCAUCCCUUUCUCCUCCAAGACCUAAUCCAAAUUAUGCCACUAUAAGCAUAGGUAUAUUUGUAAGAGUAUAUGCAAGCUACAUAAUAUAACAAAUACUUAUUUUCAUUCGGAUCAAUGGUACAAAAUGGAAAAUUUUCAGCAGCAGCCUCGCUCUUAGUGAGUACAUUGAAAAAUGUUGAUUUGCCAACAUUUGGUAUACCAACAAUUCCAACUUUUAAAUUGGUGCCAACACGUCCAAUAAGUGGUUUUUUUUCAGGACCCUCGACUUUUUUUGGCGGCAU